Molecule: messenger RNA, 3207 nt
Organism: Fulvia fulva
Lineage: Eukaryota; Fungi; Ascomycota; Dothideomycetes; Mycosphaerellales; Mycosphaerellaceae
Exons: 2
Coding region: 1-3207 (1068 amino acids)
Source: RefSeq, a predicted model, not a curated record
AUGCGCUUCCAAUAUGCGCUCGUCACAUUCCUUUUCGCGUUAUCAAGCGCAGAGCGCAUAGCAGGACGCCAUGGCCUCCAAAUACGACAGGACAACAACGAUGCUGCGACCACGAGCGAUGCACCAGCAAGCUCGACGAAUUCUGAAGAUAACCCCUCCUCCAGUCCGGCGCCCACAGACCCUGCUUCUACAACCAACAGCGAUCAGGACCAGGGCUCGAGGACUGCUUCUCGGACCGGAGACGAGGCGUCCCCGAUCACCAGGACUGGCACUGUUGUCGAUGUGCCUACUACCACGCCAUCAAUCCUACCAGGCGACAAGAAUGCCACGGCUGAGAACCCGCUUCCCAUCGAACCCAAGAUCAACCCGCCGCUGGGCAUUGCUGGUGCAUUUCUGAUGAUUGCAGGCCCCAUUUUAGGAUUUGUCGGGAUCAAGAGAAGAGGUGUCCAGACCUUUCUAAGCACAGCUCUUCUGGUCGCUCUCAGCAUUGAGGUGCUGAUCGUAUACCUGAUGAAGCCCCCCGUGCCUGUGGCCAUCCAAGGUGCAUACCUGGUCGCUGGAGUUGUCGGUGGUAUACUCGUCGCAGGCGCUUCCCUCAUUUUCAAGGAAGUCUCCGAAGGUUUCGGCUGUGUCCUGGGUGGAUUCUGUUUUGCCAUGUGGCUCCUGGUCCUUGCUCCUGGUGGAACCAUCAAGAGCAGUGUCGGCAAGAUUAUUCUCAUUGCCAUCUUUUGUGUGGUAUCCUACUGUCUUUACAUCAGCCGCUUCACCCGUGUGUACGGCAUCAUUAUUUCUACAGCGUUGGCGGGCUCCACGGCUUUUGUGCUUGGCCUCGACUGCUUCACCAGAGCUGGCCUCAAAGAGUUCUGGCUGUACAUUUGGAAUCUCAACGACGAUGUGUUUCCAAUUUUCACAGAUACAUAUCCCAUCACUCGACCGAUCCGUGCUGAGGUCGCAGCUAUCAUUAUCAUCGCUUUCUUGGGCUCGAUGUCGCAGAUCAAGAUCUGGAAGGUCGUGAAAGAGCGACGGCAGGAACGCGCUGCUCAACGCAUCCAAGAUGAGGAAGCAAGGGAUGCCCGGGAAGAAGACGUUGGCCGGCGGGUCGAGACCGAGAACAAGGAUGCCCUCGCACAAUGGGAGCAUGACUAUGAUGGAAAGAAGAUGCCGAGUGUGGAAAUUCACGAUUCUGGCAUUGGCUCCAUUGAUGAAGACUACAACUCCACGACCACAUCCCACAAGCGCUGCUCAUACCCACUGGUGCAGGUUCGGACUGCAGCCAGUGAGCCGAAUAUGUCGACCUCCAACCUGCUCCCACAGAGCAAGUUGGCAACGGUGCCUAGUCUUCCUGAGCUCAGCUUCUUCGAUGCUCCAUACUACGAUGAGACGACUGGUAAGACGACAUACGCCAGCGCGAAAGGAUCGCAGGCGGCAUCGGAACCAUCAACGCCAGGUACCCCGAGUCUCGAUGUGCCGAAUAGCUCCAUCAAAGAUCGACGCAGUGUCGCAGUCAAGCGGCUCUCUCUGCAAUCGCUCCAAGAGAAGGCGGCAAUGGAAGCUGUGGAAGACAAGAAGGCUAAGAGAGCUAAGGGUGGCGACACUCCUCAAAUCACGGAGGAGGAGGAGGAGGAAGAGGAUGUCCCACCGCCGCCGCCCUCUGGCAGUGACCUCGCCUCUUCAACGGGAGCCACCGCGCCUGAUGGCAAAUCUGACAAGUUGUCUGUUCAGCUUGACUUCGACAUAUACAAACAGUGGGACCCUGCGCCAAGUCCGGAAAUUCAAAUCGAGGAGCAAGCCAUCUUCGAGGAGGAGGACAACGAUGCUCUUGGCCCUCGGAGGCGACGCAGUAUGCUGAGCAUACUCAGUUCCAGUGGCCGUCGCCAAAGCUCUAGCAGUCGCCGCCUGCGCGAUGGCCCAGCGACGCCAGAGAUCGAGAAGUCUGAAAACGGAAUGACUGCUGGUGCAGCUCAGCCAGAUCAAGAUUUGAUAGACCGCCUGCAACAGAAGUCCUCCCGCCCUGUGCGAAAACACCGCAUCAAGGAAUGGGCUAUGGAGGUCAGCCGAGCGGAACCUGAGCCCAUUGAGGAACUUGAAAUGGACGAUCCAGAGUGUGUUCGCGUUGAGGCCGGUGACGCAUCUCAGGCUGCACGCGCAGCCGAGAACAACGCAGCGCCAGCCCCUCCUUCACCACCCACACCGCCACCACCCACACCUCCACCUCCACCUGAGCCGAAGCCUGUGGUUGCGAAACCCAGCAAGUUGAGCACGUACACUGAACGAACAUCUGUCGCAAUGCCUACGCCAAUCUACUCGCACAAGAGCACUGCCAGCGACGACAGUUGGUCCGUGCCGCUAGGCAAGCGGAGUAGCAGUGCUCAGCUGCUGCGUACCGAGCCCGGCUCAACGCCGCUCGAUGUGAUGCGAAAUGUCUCGGCACCUAUACUGGAGCAGCCACUGGUUACUUCACCUGCCUCAUCUCCCGAGAGAGCGCCCUCCAGGGACAACCGACUCUCCACCUUACCCAGUCUGCCAAACUUGAUGGAUGAGCGCAGGGAGCGACUGGACAAGCGCCUCACAUCAACAUCCUUCAUGAGGCCGAGUACCAGUCUCGGCAUCAACACGCCACCCAAGACCCUGUCCCACGACAGCAAAGAUGGCAGUCGCGAAGGUAGUCUCCAAUCAGGCAAAAUCUCCGCCUCCAUGGACUCCACCCACAUUGACGACGAAGACAUGACCCUCGCCGAGCGCAAAGCCUUUGUCCAAAGACAAUCACAACUCCAACUCCAAAACGCCGAAAUAGCCGCCCGACCCCUAAACUCCCGCCACGCCUCCGGCUACGGCUUCCCCCAAGUCACACCCCCCAGACCAGUCCGCAUCAGCAGCCAAGGCGGCAUGCAACCACUCUACGACUCGCACCAACCAAAACGCCAAAGCAGCCACGACGUCAACAAACAAGCCCAAAACUGGAACCAAUGGCGCGCCUCACAGCAGGUCGCCAACAAUUACCGGAAUCCUUACAUGGUCAACGAUAACCAGCAAGACAUGCUGCGAGCUAUGCGCCUGCAGAGCGUGCACGAGGUGAAGCGGCAGGAACAUGAGAAGCAGGUUAUUCAAGAACAGAUGGAUACGCAUGCGAGGAUGGGAGGCAUCAAUGAUGCGCAUGCCAGAGCUUUGGCGAAAAUGCAGAGUAAGGCGAAUAAGAAUAUGCAAUGA